AUGGCGUAUUUCAUAGCUCAGUCAAGUUUAUUUUAUUCGCCGAACCAUGCAGAGCUCGAAAAUGACCUCUACUACAAGCCAACUGGAACAAAGUCUAAGAGGACUUCAGAUUCUGACUCGCAAGAAACGUCUACUAAGGUGCAAUGGGUGCCCUCUAAAUACACUCCAGACGUAACUCAGUACGUUCUCAUAGAGCCUUCCCGGGCUCCAUGCGGCAAUCGUUGGCUGUUUGGGUUUCCUCUUAUCAAGAAGGAACUUUGGGACAUGGGGACCAUUGCUUUCAAACAACUUCAGCCAGACGAACCUUUACCAGACAACAAUGCCUUCAUCGCCAUGAUUGGCUCAAAUGAAAAUUUAGCAGACAUUGCCCAGACACUAGCCGUUUUACCGCAUCUCCAUCACGCUUCCAUUGGUUCCGGCAAGUACUCGAAGCUUUUGCGCACCUUGAUUUUAUCUUGA
Messenger RNA from Suillus fuscotomentosus, 459 nucleotides. RefSeq lists its product as uncharacterized. The transcript is spliced from 4 exons. NCBI's taxonomy places the organism in Eukaryota, Fungi, Basidiomycota, Agaricomycetes, Boletales, Suillaceae. The coding region runs from base 1 to 459 and encodes 152 amino acids. The record is from RefSeq and is a predicted model, not a curated record.